AUUCACAAAGCACCCCCAACAUGGACCUUGACGCCCCAAAGACUGAGACGCCUGCUGUUGAAGUACAGAUCCAACAGCUUGAGCCAGAGCCAGCAUUGCCAACUCCACCGCCGGUAGGGCCGCCAGAGUCCUCUCCACGCUCUAUUCUGGCAGCAAUUGGUGGAUUCUUUGUUUUCUUCACGACUUUUGGCAUGCUCACGUCGUUUGGAAAGUUCCAAUCUUACUACCAAACGCAAUACCUUCGUGACACGAAGCCAGCAACCAUCUCGUGGAUCGGCUCAGUCCAAUUCUUCACUCUCUUCGUCAGCGGUCUCCUUCUUGGCCCUCUCUUCGACAAAUAUGGCGCUCGUCGACUUUCUGUUCCAGGAACACUACUCUAUGUCCUUGCGUUGAUGUUGGCCAGUAUCAGCACAAAGUUCUGGCAUUUGUUGCUCACGCAAGGAUUUAUGCUUGGCUUCGCAUGCGCUCUGCACUUCUACCCCACAACGGCCUCCGUCUCCCAGCGAUUCACUACCCACCGCGGCCUUGCAAUGGGUCUCGUCGCAACCGGCUCUUCGAUCGGCGGUAUAGUCUGGCCGAUAAUGGUAGAUAGUCUGCUAAAGAAAACCGGCUUUGGAUGGACAAUGCGCAUCUGUGGCUUCUUCGCGUUGGCAUUGCUCCUGAUUGCGAAUUUUCUCGUGUUGGAACUCAAACAACUGAGAGGAACGGCUGCGGCAGCAAGAGCGAAGAUGCAAGCAGAAGGCACUGCACUGAAGUUCGCGGAGCCAAGAUACGUUCUCUUCACUACUGGCUUCUUCUUCGUCUAUUUCGGUCUGUUUAUCCCGUACUACUAUCUUCCCACCUACGGUAUGGAGCGUGGUAUGAGCAGCAGCAUGGCCGCAUACCUUGUGGCUAUCCUCAAUGCUGGUUCAUUCAUUGGUCGUGCAGGCAUUGGUUAUGCUUCUGAUCGGCUCGGAAGAUUCAACAUGACUGCGGCAUGUUCGAUUCUUGCUGGUAUCAUUCUCGCCUGUCUCAAUACCGCUACGCAAGCGCCUUCCAUCAUAGCUUUCGCAGUGUUCUACGGCGUCUUCUCGGGUGCCUUGUUGAGUCUACCACCAACCUGCCUUGCUCAAAUCACUCCACAUCCCAGUAUGAUCGGUGUCAAGCUGGGAGUUGCUAUGGCUGUUUGCUCUCUAGGAUUGCUUACCGGAAGCCCAAUUGGUGGCGCUCUCUUGACUCGAAUGCAUGGGGACUUCAGCGGGCUAAUCGGGUUUGCGACAUCGGUCAUUCUCUUCGGAUCUGUAUUUGUGCUUGCAGCCAGAUUCACUGCGGACAAGAAAUUCCUCAAAGCAUUCUAG
Molecule: messenger RNA, 1337 nt
Organism: Hyaloscypha bicolor E
Lineage: Eukaryota; Fungi; Ascomycota; Leotiomycetes; Helotiales; Hyaloscyphaceae
Product: MFS general substrate transporter
Exons: 5
Coding region: 21-1337 (438 amino acids)
Biological process (GO): transmembrane transport
Cellular component (GO): fungal-type vacuole membrane
Molecular function (GO): transmembrane transporter activity
Source: RefSeq, a predicted model, not a curated record